AUGUGUGUGGUGGCGGCUGGUGAUUCUGCAGAUCCUGAAGCUAUUUCUCCUGGUGAACAACGACAACAUACACAAGAAGCUGAUGGUGGUGAUGAUUGUUCUGAAGGUAAACCUGGCCCUACGUGUAGUAGUAGCCGUGUUGCAACUACAGGUUCUCCUACUGAUUGUGAAACACUUCCUAAGAAGGAAGGUUGCCCUGAAAGUGUUCCGCAGACUGAAAGCAAUUGCGGUGAAGGUUCUGGUAAACCUUGCCCACCAGAGCAACAGGCUCUCACUCAAACAGGAAAAGAUCACCGUGUUGGAGACGAUCCUCAAGGUGCUCGUGGUGUAAGUGGGUCUGAAACUCCGGAUUCUCCCGGUAAAACAAGUAAAAUUGGUACUGGUGGUCCUUCUACUGAUGCUGAUCCUUCUAACCAUCCUCCUACUAUUGCUGAAGCUGUUGCUCCUCUUGCUCCUGCACCUUCUGAUGAGAGUGUUGCUGCGUCCACAAGUGCAGCUCAACCUGAAAGCAGCAGAAACAGUGACGCAGGUGGCAAUUCAACACAAGCGGACGGUGACGCAACACAAACGCCUUCAAACACUUCAGACAAAGAGAGUAGCGACGGUUCUGAAACUACAAACACUGGUAGUGGCACUUCAUCUGAAGGAAGUGAAUCAACAAGUAACCAAACUGAAGGUGUGGCAAGUAACACAGAUACAACAACCACUACCACCACAACAACAACAACAACAACACUUCCUCCUGAACUCACAAACAACAAGAAGGGUGAUGCAGACAGCAGCAGCAGUAUCAGCAGUUCUGUGUGGGUGCGUGUACCACCACUACUGAUUGUGGUUACACUGGCCUGUAUACUUGUGUGCUGA
Messenger RNA from Trypanosoma theileri, 864 nucleotides. RefSeq lists its product as uncharacterized. NCBI's taxonomy places the organism in Eukaryota, Euglenozoa, Kinetoplastea, Trypanosomatida, Trypanosomatidae. The record is from RefSeq and is a predicted model, not a curated record. The transcript has a single exon. Bases 1 to 864 code for a protein of 287 amino acids.